Molecule: messenger RNA, 2752 nt
Organism: Chinchilla lanigera (long-tailed chinchilla)
Lineage: Eukaryota; Metazoa; Chordata; Mammalia; Rodentia; Chinchillidae
Gene: Fkbp9
Product: FK506 binding protein 9, 63 kDa
Exons: 10
Coding region: 88-1806 (572 amino acids)
Molecular function (GO): peptidyl-prolyl cis-trans isomerase activity; calcium ion binding
Source: RefSeq, a predicted model, not a curated record
UUACAGCCCCGCCCCUCCUUUCCCCUCCUCUCCCAGCCUGGGUGCGCGGUGUCCACGUCCCCACCGCUGUCCCGGCUUCCCAAGACGAUGGCGCCCCCGACCCCUCGCCGCCCGCCGCCGCCUCUGGUCCUGCUGCUGCUCUGGGUGACCGGGCAGGCGGCGCCCGUGGCUGGGCUGGGCCUGGACCCCGAGUCCGAGCUGCAGAUCGAACGGCGCUCCGUGCCCGCCGAGUGCCCGCGCGCCGUGCGCCCAGGAGACUUUGUGCGCUACCACUACGUGGGCACCCUGCGCGACGGCCGCCGCUUCGACGCCAGCUAUGACAGAGACUCCACUUUCAACGUGUUUGUGGGAAAAGGACAGCUGAUUGCAGGGAUGGACCAGGCCCUGGUCGGGAUGUGCGUAAAUGAGAGGCGCUUCGUGACGAUCCCCCCGAAACUUGCCUACGGAAGUGAAGGAGUUGCUGGCGUGAUCCCCCCGAACUCCGUGCUCCAUUUCGAUGUGCUUCUGGUGGAUAUUUGGAACUCUGAGGACCAGGUGCAGAUUCACACGUAUUUCAAGCCUCCCAGUUGCCCUCGGACCGUCCAGGUGUCUGACUUCGUGAGGUAUCACUACAACGGUACCUUCUUGGAUGGCACGCUCUUUGAUUCCAGUCACAAUCGCAUGAAGACCUAUGACACGUACGUGGGAAUUGGCUGGCUGAUUCCUGGCAUGGAUAAAGGGCUGCUGGGGAUGUGCGUGGGAGAGAAGCGUGUCAUCACCGUUCCGCCUUUCCUGGCCUAUGGCGAAGAUGGCGACGGGAAAGACAUUCCUGGGCAGGCAUCACUGGUGUUCGAUGUCGUGCUGCUGGACCUCCAUAACCCCAAGGACAGCAUUUCCAUUGAGAACCAAGUGGUGCCGGAGAGUUGCGAGCGCAGGAGCCAGAGCGGGGACUUCCUCCGGUACCACUACAACGGCACACUGCUGGACGGCACCCUCUUCGACUCCAGCUACUCACGGAACCGCACCUUUGACACGUACAUCGGGCAGGGCUACGUGAUUCCAGGCAUGGAUGAAGGGCUGCUGGGUGUGUGCAUCGGAGAGAGGCGGAGGAUUGUGGUGCCCCCUCACCUGGGGUAUGGAGAGGAAGGAAGAGGGAACAUACCAGGCUCGGCCGUGCUGGUGUUCGACGUGCACGUGAUCGACUUCCACAACCCCUCAGAUUCUGUCAGCGUCACCUCUCGCUACCGGCCACCCGACUGCUCGGUGCUGAGCAAGAAGGGCGACUUCCUCAAGUACCACUACAACGCGUCGCUGCUGGAUGGGACGCUGCUGGACUCCACGUGGAAUUUAGGCAAAACUUACAACAUUGUGUUGGGAUUUGGACAAGUUGUGCUGGGGAUGGACAUGGGUCUCAGAGAGAUGUGCGUGGGUGAGAAGCGGACGGUGAUCAUCCCGCCCCACCUGGGCUACGGGGAGGCUGGCGUGGCAGGGGAGGUGCCGGGCAGCGCUGUGCUGGUGUUCGACAUCGAGCUGCUGGAGCUGGUGGCCGGCCUGCCUGAGGGGUACAUGUUCGUGUGGAACGGUGAGGUGUCCCCCAACCUCUUUGAAGAGAUCGACAAGGACGGCGAUGGGAACGUCCUCCUGGAGGAGUUCUCAGAGUACAUCCAUGCCCAGGUGGCCACUGGGAAAGGGAAGCUAGCUCCCGGAUUUGACGCCGAGAUGAUUGUGAAGAACAUGUUCACCAACCAGGACCGGAAUGGAGAUGGGAAGGUCACAGCUGAGGAGUUUAAGCUGAAAGACCAGGAGACCAAACACGACGAGCUCUAGUGCACAGCUUGAGCCAGCCGGUGCCGCGGAGCACGUGGCACCUGCCACUGUCACGCCGCGAGGGUACAAGGGUCUCCAGAAGUGAACGUCAGCAUUGGCAAGUGGGUCCAUGGCACCUGGUGCACAUGUGGGGUGGGUCGGGACUGAACCUGGGCCGGGGCCUUGGCCUGGAAAGGACUGGAAAGGCUACCUUGCCGAGCAUUAUCUGUGUGCCUUUCAGGACUCUUUGUAUUUAAUGGAAAAGAGCGCCAUCUUGGAGGAACAGGAGAAAAAGUGUCCAGCGUCUGCCUACAGAGAUUAAAGUGUUUUUUAAUCAUGAGUGUCUUAAACAUGUUCUCCACAUGGGCAGGAAAGAUGAAGAGUGCACGGGCCCUGUGGGAUGCCCGGACAGUGAGCCCGGCCUCUGCCCUCCCCGCAGCCAGCCCACAGGGCCCCUCCUGUGGUGGCGCUCCUGGGGGUCGGGAAAUGCAGUGCACCACACAGCGAGUCGGGCCCAGAGCAGCGAGCGCGAUCCUGCAGCUGUUGCCCAGGCUUCUCUGUGUCGCUCCCACCACUCUGUCCCCUUCCACGCUCUUCCAGACACGGGCACAUGAGGGCUGGAGGCCGGGCCUUGCUGAGAUGGGCCUGUCGCCCAGAUGAGCCCCUGAACGUAAGUGGGACCUCUGUCCUGCCACUUGUGUGCGUCCCCCCGCGGGUUGGGGGCUGGGGGACCUCCCUGCCAUAGCAAAGUAGACACACACCUGGCACCCUGCCCCUCAUCACUCAGUGAUCACGUCUGCCUUGUGUCCUCUUUCCCCGAGCGGGAUUGGCACUUACCCUGGAGUGUUAGGUGGCUUUUCCUUUUGAACUGCUCCACUAAUUUAAACUGUUUUGUCCUGAUGUAACCCUGAGGUAGUUCAUGAAAAUGCUAUGUGCUUGUUCCAUGCAAUAAAUGUCAGAAACUUGG